This is a messenger RNA of Pipistrellus kuhlii (Kuhl's pipistrelle), 2220 nucleotides long. Its product is annotated as SEC14-like protein 4. NCBI's taxonomy places the organism in Eukaryota, Metazoa, Chordata, Mammalia, Chiroptera, Vespertilionidae. Gene Ontology annotation, cellular component: cytoplasm. The record is from RefSeq and is a predicted model, not a curated record. The transcript is spliced from 12 exons. Bases 98 to 1330 code for a protein of 410 amino acids.
GGGCUCUCCCGUCGGGGGGCGGGCCGGCAUCGGACCUGAGGGCCAAGAGCCGGCGCCGGGAGCACCCAGAGCGGCAGCGGCCGGCGCCCCGGGCACCAUGAGCGGCCGUGUCGGGGACCUGAGCCCCCAGCAGCAGGAGGCCCUGGCCAGGUUCCAGGACAACCUCCAGGACCUGCUGCCCACCUUGCCCAAGGUCGAUGCCCACUUCCUCCUGCGCUGGCUGCGAGCUCAGAACUUUGACCUGAAGAAGGCGGAGGACAUGCUCCGGAAGCACAUCGAGUUCCGGAAGCAGCAGGACCUGGACCACAUCCUCACGUGGCAGCCCUCAGAGGUGGUCCAGCGCUACGACUCGGGCGGCCUGUGUGGCUACGACUACGAGGGCUGCCCCGUGUGGUUCGACAUCAUCGGGGGCCUGGACCCCAAGGGGCUGCUCCUGUCCGCCUCCAAGCAGGAGCUGAUCCGCAAGCGCAUCAAGGUCUGCGAGCGGCUGCUGCAGGAGUGCGAGCUGCAGAGCCAGAAGCUGGGCAGGAAGAUCGAGACGGUGCUGAUGGUGUUUGACUUGGAGGGGCUGAGCCUGAAACACCUGUGGAAGCCAGCGGUGGAGGUCUACCAGCAGUUUUUCUCCAUCAUCGAAGCGAAUUAUCCCGAGACACUGAAGAAUUUAAUCAUUGUUCGAGCCCCCAAGCUGUUCCCUGUGGCCUUCAACUUGGUCAAGUCGUUCAUGAGUGAGGAGACGCGACGGAAGAUCGUGAUUCUGGGAGGCAACUGGAAGCAAGAGCUGCCCAAGUUCAUCAGCCCCGACCAGCUCCCUGUGGAGUUCGGGGGGACCCUGACCGACCCCGAUGGCAACCCCAAGUGCCUGACCAAGAUCAACUAUGGGGGCGAAGUGCCCAGGAGCUACUACCAGCACAGCCGGGUGCGCGUGCCCUACGAGCACACGGCCACCGUGGGCCGCGGCUCCUCGCUGCAGGUGGAGCUGGAGAUCCUGUUCCCGGGCUGCGUGCUCAGGUGGCAGUUUGAGUCGGACGGGGCGGACAUUGCCUUCGGCAUCUUCCUGAAGACCAGGCAGGGGGAGCGGCAGCGGGUAGGGGAGAUGGCCGAGGUGCUGCCCAGCCAGCGCUACAACGCACACCUGGUGCCCGAGGACGGCAGCCUCACCUGCCCCCAGGCCGGCGUCUGUAAGAGCUGGGACGUCCUGCGCUUCGACAACACCUACAGCCUGGUGCAUGCCAAGAAGGUCAGCUACUCCGUGGAGGUGCUGCUCCCCGACAGGGCCUCCCAGGAGGAGAUCCAGGGUCUCCAGGCCACAACACCAUCCCCGGCUCCAUGAAGACCCCGCCGCUGGCUCUGCGCCUGGGCUCCCCAUCCCCCUCAGCACCCACGCCCCAUCCCCGCCCCCCCAAGCAGGGCUGCUGGAGGUGACCCCGAGGGCACUCCCCUCACCUCACCCUCUCCGCCCCUCCUGGCCCCGCGGCCACGCAGGGAGGGGACGCCGGUGUGCAGACCCCCUGAGGAUUCAGACGGGCAUCUCAUCGCCUGUCUGCCGAGGACGGGUGAGACCCGAGGGCGAACCAGCAUCGCUGAGGAUCACGCACAUCUGGGCGUGGCGGCCUGUCCCGGAGCACAGCCUCAGGCCUCAGGACAGGGCGGCCGCGGUCUCUGCAGGAAGGGGCUCGGCGGGACGGGCAGGGCCAGCGGGAGGUUUGAGAGUCUGCACAGGAGCUCCGAGGCUCUGAGAAGCAGACGGGACGUGCGGGCAGUCUGGUGAGGAAGGAGGCUGCUUGCCGGCCCCGGGGAGCUGGCCGGGGCUGGCUGCCAGGGACACCACCGGACGGCGCGGCCCAGGGCUGUUCCCGCCCCUCAGAGCGGCUUUCCCACCGCCUGGCGGCCCUACGGGGCCACCCUCCCUGCAGCCCCCCAGAUGCAGCCACGUCUGGAGAACCCGGGGCCCUCGGGCAUCCCAGAGCCAUGCCCGCUGUCUGCCCUCGGCAGGCCAGAGAGGGCCCCUGACCGGGGCUGGGGGAACCCUUCGCCAGGUUCUGCCGGGCCCGCCUGUUGCUAUGACAGAGGCUCACGAUAGGUGACUUCCACCCUCACAAUCCCCCCUCCUCCCCCAAAAGCAAGGGAGGGGGUUAGCCCGGCGGCGUGGCUCCGUGGCUGAGCAUUGACCUAGGAACCAGGAGGUCACGGUUCGAUUCCCGGUCAGGGCACAGGCCUGGG